AUGGCUGGCCUCCCACCCGGCUGGGAGUGGGACUUCGACGGCCAGCGCUGGUUCUACACUUAUAAGCCCACCGGCCACAUCCAGUACCACUUCCCCAAAGAGGGCGACGAGUUCCCCGACUUCGUCGACGCGGGCGCCCCGGCCCCAUCCCUCGCACCAGAGGAGCUUCUGGCGUCGCAGCAGCAGGUGAAGCGGCAGACGAGCACCGGCAGCGGUACCGGCCGACCCAGCAAGGCCCGCGUUUCGGCAACGGCCACCCGCCCCGUCAGCAGCGUGUGGGAAGAGGCGUCGGGCGAGGAUGUGAUAUUUCAGCCAGAGAGCCUGAUGUACUUGGGCCCGGGGACGUACAACGAUGUAAGUCCAUUGGCCGAGGAGGAGGACGAGGCCGCGAGGAGGGUCAUCACCGGGGCGCUGGCAGAGGCGGAUGGGACGCCGACGCCAGGCUCCAAGGGGCCCAGCCCGAUUGCGAGCCAGGGAGCAACACCGGCGACCAGGAAGAGCGACGUGGAACCUCCAAAGACGGACAGCGCGGUUCACAUUAUUGAUGCGGGGCCGGUGAUCGAGGUACAGUCCGGGAUCGAGGCGGAGCAGGCCGUGCCCAUGCUUGAUAGCCGGGAGAUGCCCCACGAGCUCCCCGUCGAGGUUUUCAACCCCGUGGGUGUGAUUGCCGAGAUGGCGACCGAGAUGACCCAGAGAGCACAAAUCGAGACGAACCCGCCGCCGGUCGAGAUUGCUGAUAACUCGAUACUCGCUCCGAUUGAGACGGUUCAGCUCCCCCAAGGGUAUUCGGAGCUGCCUGGGCAGACGAGCCCGGUCGAGGAUAAGAAGAAGCCUAAUGAGCCUGGUGGUAUAAGUAUUGAGAUACCCAAGUCUAAAGGAGCUGGGACACCACCCGUUCAGGUUCAGCAACAACCCCCUCCUCCUCAGCAGCAGCAGAAACAGCAGGAAGUCUCUCCACCACAACCUCCAUUGGAGUCUCCACCAGUCGACAAGCAGCCGGAAGGCCCAAGCAGCAAGUACCAGGCAUUCUCGCCAGCGCGUGGCUCUACAGAGGCAACUGAGAAGAUGGAAAACACUAGGCGGUCAUCCAUGGCUCUGGACCCUCGGCGGAUAUCUAUACAGCGCGAGCCCUCGCUCCUGAUGGGACUCGGGAAAAACGACAACAAGAUGGACCCAUCUUUGGUGCCUGCAGCUCUUUCUCUGAGCAAACCGACUGGCCCUUCACCAGAGAGAUCGCCCCCAUUUCAGCCAGUUUCCGGUGCCGUGGCCGAAUCGAUAGAUGUGGCCAAACCAGGCGAUAAUUCUCCUGGCAUUUCACCCGCACCGUCUGUGUUAAGGCCCGCGAGAAAUGGGGAUGGUCGGAAGCUGAGCGACAGCACUAAUCCAACCUCACCCAAUGAUGAUGAGUUUGAGAGCACAAUGCAGCUGGCACUUGGCGACAAGCCAGGUGUGAGCAAGUUUCCAUCUGUUCUCAAGCCCGCUCGUGGCAGGGCACCUUCAUUGCCGGGCAAGGCGGCAUCCAAUUCCCAAAACGGAUCUCGCAACCAAUCUCCAGCCCAAACUCCGCCGAGGAGGAGCUACGAACAAGACGAGGCCGCCCCCAAGGAGAAGAAGUACUUGCCAUACACCGGGGACUGCAACAGCAACCACCGCAGAACCCAGGAGUAUUCCACCAGGGACACGGUCCGAUCCAGCACCAGCCUGGUUUCCCGCAAGGUGUUAUCCCUCCCCAUAUGA
Molecule: messenger RNA, 1737 nt
Organism: Clonostachys solani
Lineage: Eukaryota; Fungi; Ascomycota; Sordariomycetes; Hypocreales; Bionectriaceae
Source: the annotation of a GenBank genome assembly